AAGUCUUUAUCUCUUAUCCUCUUGCUGAACAUCUCUGGGGUACUUAUCAUGGUGAUUCUAGUACUAUCGAUAAGUUUCUUGUAAAGGUUAUUAAGGAUUUUAUGUUCAACACCGAUCCGGAUUUCGAAUUCAACUUGUCGGGGUAUAAAUGGUUUAUUUACGAUAACGAGUGCUUUGAGGGUCAUAGUUUUACUGAAGUUUUAGAUACAUAUUGGUUUGAGGAGGAUAUUCAGUUUGGUCAAUUUUUAAUUGAUUAUAUUAUUACUGUUGACACUAAUACUGUAUCUCGGCCUAAUGUUGAUGUAGAUUCUUAUACUUUUUCUAAUUUUAAUAAUCAUUCAUCCAAGGAUCAGAAUUCUUGUCAUAAAGAUAAUAAAUUUUAUGAGGAUUUAGAUCCUAAUUUUAGUUGGGAUUAUAUUCGUUGUAGAGAUU
Molecule: messenger RNA, 432 nt
Organism: Ambispora leptoticha
Lineage: Eukaryota; Fungi; Glomeromycota; Glomeromycetes; Archaeosporales; Ambisporaceae
Source: the annotation of a GenBank genome assembly